Clonostachys solani is the source of this 1581-nucleotide messenger RNA. The record is from the annotation of a GenBank genome assembly. NCBI's taxonomy places the organism in Eukaryota, Fungi, Ascomycota, Sordariomycetes, Hypocreales, Bionectriaceae.
AUGGACGAAAUACAACAUGCCGAAGGCAAGCCAAGCAGGCAUCUCGAUGAUUCAGCCGCCCUUGCCCAGCUCGGCCACAAGCAGGAGCUUCAACGCAACUUCUCUAUGGUCUCCAUGCUUGGUCUGGCCUUCGCUAUCCUGAACACAUGGACAGCCCUCUCUGCCUCCAUCAACCUUGCGCUCAUCUCUGGUGGGCCUAGUGCUGCUAUUUGGGGUCUCAUCGUUGCCGGAAUCUGCAACCUCUGUCUCUCUGCCUCCCUUGCCGAGUUUUUGUCUGCCUACCCAACCGCUGGUGGCCAAUAUCACUGGGCGGCACUUGUCAGCUGGCCACGGUACGCCAGAGGCCUCAGCUACAUUACCGGAUGGAUCAACGCCGCUGGUUGGGUCGCUCUUGCGGCUACAGGUCCCUUGCUAGGCAGUACUUUUGUGAUGAAUAUCAUCGCCUUUAUGAACCCCGACUACGAAUCAGAGGCAUGGCACCAGUUCCUCAUCUACCUUGGCUUCACCUCCAUUGCCCUGAUCGUCAACAGUUUCGCCACUCGACUCCUUCCACUCUUUAACCAGGCCGCGUUCCUGUGGAGCAUGGCAGGUUUUGUCAUCAUCAGUAUCACCGUGCUAGCCUGCGCCGCCCCUAACUAUCAGAGCGGCGCCUUCGUCUACGGCAAGUUCGUGAACGAGGUUCAGUGGCCCGAUGGGCUUGCCUGGCUCCUCGGUCUGCUCCAAGGAGCCUUUGGACUUACCGGCUUUGAUGCAACCGCCCACAUGAUCGAGGAGAUUCCCGAAGCGAGAAAGACGGGCCCCAAGAUCAUGCUGUACUGCAUCGUUAUUGGCAUGUUCUCCGGAUUCAUCUUCCUGACCUGCCUGCUGUUUACUAUUCAGGACCUCGACACUGUCAUCGAAUCCCCGGCCGGCCCGCUACUGCAAAUGUUCUUCGACGCCACGAAAAAUAAGGCUGGGUCUAUUUGCCUACUCAUGUUCCCGAUUCUCUGCAUGGUCUUCACCUCGACCGCCCUCAUGACUACCAGCGCACGAAUGACAUAUGCUUUCGCCCGAGACAAGGGUCUCCCCCUAAGCCGUGUCUGGGCUGUUGUCAAUCCCACUCUGGGAGUUCCUCUCAAUGCCCUUCUGUGGACCACCGGGUGGAUUAUUGUUUUUGGUUUGAUCCUGCUGGGAUCGUCAAGUGCCUUCAAUGCCAUCACUGCCGCUUCCGUCGUCGCGCUGGGCGUAACAUAUGCCAUCCCACCCGCAAUCCACCUGCUCCGUGGAGGUAACUUGCUUCCUGAGGACCGCCACUUCAAGCUUAGCACCCCAGUAAGAUGGAUCUGCAGCUUGGUCGGUAUUGCCUGGGCCAUCCUGACCACUGUCCUCUUCGUCUUCCCCCCGGAACUACCCGUUACAACAGCCAACAUGAACUACUGCAUCGCUGCAUUCGGUGUCAUCUUGCUGAUUGCCAUGGCAACCUGGUUCCUUGACGGCCGGAAGAACUAUGAUGGGCCUGUCAUUGAGCUUGCGCAAAGUCAUGAGAUUGUGGGACAGGCCAAGGAUGAGACAACAUCCCACGAUGAGGAUGAGAAGAAAUAG